Messenger RNA from Lagopus leucura (white-tailed ptarmigan), 4011 nucleotides. RefSeq names its product modulator of smoothened (gene MOSMO). Bases 39 to 542 code for a protein of 167 amino acids. The transcript has 3 exons. Gene Ontology annotation, cellular component: Golgi apparatus; ciliary membrane. Gene Ontology annotation, biological process: negative regulation of smoothened signaling pathway. The record is from RefSeq and is a predicted model, not a curated record. NCBI's taxonomy places the organism in Eukaryota, Metazoa, Chordata, Aves, Galliformes, Phasianidae.
CCGGGCCCGCGGCGGGAGCCGGGCGGCGGCCGGAGGAGAUGGACAAACUGACCGUCAUCUCAGGAUGCCUCUUCCUGGCCGCGGACAUCUUCGCCAUCGCCAGCCUGGCCAACCCCGACUGGAUCAACACCGGCGAGUCUGCGGGUGCUCUCACAGUUGGCCUUGUGCGACAGUGUCAAACCAUCCAUGGACGUGACAGGACCUGUAUUCCUCCACGGCUGCCUCCUGAGUGGGUCACUACGUUAUUUUUCAUCAUAAUGGGAAUCAUUUCACUAACUGUCACAUGUGGUUUGCUGGUGGCUUCCCACUGGCGAAGAGAAGCUACUAAAUAUGCCCGCUGGAUAGCUUUCACUGGAAUGAUUCUAUUCUGUAUGGCAGCCCUAAUAUUUCCAAUAGGAUUUUACAUCAAUGAAGUCGGAGGUCAACCAUAUAAAUUACCCAAUAACACAGUGGUUGGGUCUUCGUAUGUACUGUUUGUCUUAUCCAUUUUCUUUACAAUAGUUGGACUUCUAUUUGCUGGCAAAGUUUGUUUACCUGGCUGAUGAAUGUUGAACUGCGGGACUUUGUUUUGGAAAAGAGCAAGACAUCAGAAUUGCAUUCUCAGGAGGAUGCCUAGAUGUGACUAUCAAACACUCACUGAAAAGAGGAAUGCUUUGACUUUUUUUCACUAUGCACUUUGGAUUAAUAAAAAGGAGAGCCUUUCCCAUAACCAAAUACAGAUAAUGCUGACUAAUCUCCUGAGCAUAUGUAAUGCAGUCAGGUCUGCACUGUGAUAGGAACUAGUGAAGAAUGCUUUACACUGAGAAGCAUAAUUCCCCAUGUUACUGUACUGUUCUAGUUUUUAACGUCUAAUGAUUUGGAAGUCAAAGUAUUUAUGAACUUUGUGGUAGACCAGAGGGUUGCAGAGAAAUGCAAGCGAGGCUGGCCUCGCUGUGUAGGAGAUUAGUAUUUUACAUCCUCUGUCUCAUGAGCAAAGCCUUUGGCACCAGUAUGGAUCAGUCUUUCGUUGCUGCACCAAGAAGCCAAUAGAGCAAACGUUCUCCAAAAUGUACGUACCAUCCAGAAGACAUACAUCCCCUCCUCCCCCAUAAGCUGUAGAAAAACACUAAAGAACAUUUUAGAGGGGGAUUUCUUCCUUAUAUUUAUAUAAAUAUAUAUAUAAAUAUAUAUAUAUUUUGCUGAUGCAGUAUACAGUGUGUGUGUAUGUGUGCGUGUGUAUAUACACAUAUAUGUAUAUAUUUGUAUAUACACACAAAUGGUUCCUGGAAGAGAACUCAGAACGCUUUGCUAGCAAAACACUGUGGUGUGCAAAACUAGAACUCAAUAUAAAAAAAAGCCAUUUCUCUGAAGGCCACAUAGCUGAGAGUCUUCAGUUUACCUCAUUCUUUGUAGCAGCCCUUGAUUUUAACAGUUUUUGUAUUAGGUACAAACGAUCCCAUGCCUUUUUAGGUGCAAUUUUAAGUUAAGCUAAAAUUCUUUUUAUGGUAAUUUAUUUGUAUAUGAGGGUGGAAGGUGAGAUCAUGUCAUACCUUAAAGUUAAAAUUCUAAUUUUGGGAAACUGACACUAUUUAAAUUAUUAGCAACUGUUGUACAGAGAGUCUCUUUUUCUACUGCAUUGUUAUAUUAACAGUCAUUUGUGUUCAAACAUAACUGUUUACUAUAGAUGAGCAUUUCUCUAGCACAGGUAAAAUGUAAUGUUUAAAGUAAUGCAAACACUAUUUCACUGCAAAGACAGAUGGAUUUAUUCACCUUUACAAAAAGAAAAAAGAGAAACAAAAAAAAAAGCAAUAUCACUGUAUAAACAGCAUAUGCCUCAUUCACUAAAGUGAUUAUAAAUGCAGAUUUAAAGGCCAACCAGAUUUAAAGUAAAUGUUCCUCACAAAAAAGCAGUUUUACUUUUCAACACAGGAAAAAAUCUUUGGCUCCGUAGGUGUUAUCAUUCUUUACUACUCAGUCUACCUAGCAGAAAGUAACAUUUCUGUUACUGUCCCAGGAAGGCUGCCUGCACUCUCAGUAUCUGCUUUCCAGUUAAUCCAUGAUUUACCAAAAUAAUCACUUAUCAGGUAAGCGUAAGGGUUUGAAAUGAGAUGUUCUGUUCAAUUCUUUUAAACUGUGUACCAGUUGGUUCCUGCAGGAUUCCUGUUCUAGCACUUCUCCCUGAUUCUGCUGAAUUGAACAGUUGAUAGUUCAUAUUUUAAUGUUCUUGAACAAACCUGUCAUUCUAACAGUCUGUGAGUGACUUUUUUUUCCCUUACAAGUGGAAGUGUUCAUAGAAUACUAAAUUUUACUGCAGUAGUCUAACCUGUAAAUACAGUCAGGCCCCAGCUAUUUGUAAAUGAUUUGGUUCCUAACUUAAGCCUUUAUCAGUAUGAAUGUUCUAAGUCCUUCCAGUGGAUAUUGGAGGAAAGAUCAUAGAAUUAUUGAAUAUAUAUAUUAAUGAAGAUAAAUUAUGGAGAUAGAUAUAUUAACAAAAAAUAAAAUGUCAGGUUAAGCUGCUGGAUAUGUCUAAAUUUUCAGCAUUACUGUGUGUUUAACCAAAGCUGAAGUAUUUGCUCAAACUUAGACUGAAAUUGUGACAAAGGAAAGCUCUUCUGUUUUCAGAAAUAUCACUUUUGUAAAUAGUUCUAGGUUCUUGUAACUGGAACAUAGAGGGUGGAAGAGUUUCUUGGCUGCCAAGAUGCCACCCUUCGCCUCCUUAUUUCAGGUAUAGUAACAUUGUGUAUGCAGUGGAUUUUGGCUUCAGUUAAAUGGAUCAUCCCAUAAUUAAAAAAUACAAAUAUUGUUCUUUAAGCAUAGCCAGACUGUGGCAGGCUGGCUGGGAAUUGAUCUGAUCUGGCAAUGCUGUUGCUAUGAGUUAUUAAAUAACAGAUGUACCCAGCCAGCUGUUUUUAUUCAUAAUUGGAGCAUUUCAAGUCCAGAAAUAGAUACAGCCAUCUGCAUUAAAAGUAAAAUGAUUCCAUCAGUAAAUGAAGAGACAGCUGUCAACAGUUGCUUUUAAUGUCACUAAGUACUAUAUAGUACAGUAUUAAUUUAUAGCAGAAAAUCAUAUCUUGUAAACUGUAUAUAAAACACUGUUUUAUGGUGCAAUCAUUUGUCAAACUUCUGUCUGUUACUUUUGUUUGAAAGAUGUGUACAUUAUUCUUCAAUACCUAAGAGCAUCACUGUAAAAUCUGCUGAAUAUUAUUUAUAGGUUCUAUUUGCACAAGGUUUAAACUACAGAAAGUUCGUAUUGAACAUGCCUAGACAUCUGUAGACUUUUUCAGUUCAUGAAAAGGAAAAGUUCCCAUGCAAGUCUUCUCCAAAGGUAAUCCCAUAUUUAUGUUGAGUGUUUACAUAAACUUUUCUAUUUCUGCCAUUGGUUUUUUGAAGGACAUUUUGUGCAUCACUAGAAAUUCUUCAGUCUCCUGCUUCCAAAUUCUCCAGGGGGUUAUUGCUAUGUGCACGUUGUUUAUUCGGCUUACAAAGCGUGAGAUCAGAAGCUUGAAAUACCUUCAGAAUGAAAACUGUUGGAUGUGUUGGUGUAAAUCUUACGGUUGAGACACGAUCCCCUCAGAGCCAUUUGUCCCAGGGGUGAGCAGAACGUGCUUCCUUGAGUGCACAGCCCGCCACAUUCAGCCUCACGGUGCUUUGCUGGCAGGGACACCCGUUGUACCAGAGCUGGGCAGGGCUGUGCUCCUGAGCCCGACCCUCUGGCCAUGCCAGCUGGGCCCUGCGUUUAAUGCCUGUGUUUCAGAGCUGUUACUUAACCACUUCAGAACACACCUGUAGAUAAUAAAAUUGUCCUUUAAAAACUGUGUGAAGGAUGAAAAUAAUGAAGGAAGCGGUGUCUGCCAGCGGCUCUGCGGCCCGGGCAUCCCGUCGCUCCCUGCCCCAGGCCUGGCUGCCUGCGUCCGUCCGCCCGCCUUUACCGAGGAGUGUUUUCUAAGUGCUUACAACAUUUCUUUUUUUAUUUUUUUUUAAUCGAUGAUUUCUGAACAAAUGUUAAUACAAACUGUAUAAAAAUGAACAUAA